AUAACUGGUUCGUGGAAAUGGUCCGACUGUAAAACGUACUCAUUUAUUCGCUCGGUGAACCACCGGUCUUUUGGGCCAUUUUCUUCUUCUCUGGCUGCUCCAUCGUCGGACGACUGAGCAGAGAGAGAGAGAGAGAGAGAGAAGCGAUGAGUGGACACGACUCUAAGUAUUUUUCCACCACCAAAAAGGGAGAAAUCCCUGAACUCAAAGACGAGCUCAAUUCUCAGUACAAGGAUAAGAAAAAAGAUGCAGUAAAGAAGGUGAUUGCUGCAAUGACUGUUGGGAAGGAUGUUUCAUCACUGUUCACAGAUGUUGUGAACUGCAUGCAAACAGAAAAUUUGGAGCUGAAGAAGCUUGUUUAUUUGUAUCUUAUAAACUAUGCUAAAAGCCAACCUGACCUAGCAAUACUUGCUGUAAAUACAUUUGUGAAGGAUUCACAGGAUCCAAAUCCUUUAAUCCGCGCUUUAGCUGUAAGGACAAUGGGAUGCAUUCGGGUUGAUAAAAUUACAGAAUAUCUGUGUGAUCCUCUUCAGAGAUGCCUCAAGGAUGAUGAUCCUUAUGUUCGAAAGACAGCCGCUAUUUGUGUUGCCAAACUUUAUGAUAUAAAUGCUGAGCUAGUGGAAGAUAGAGGAUUUUUGGAGACUCUCAAGGAUUUGCUUUCUGACAACAAUCCUAUGGUUGUUGCAAACGCUGUUGCAGCUCUUGCUGAAAUUCAAGAAACCAGUACUAGACCAAUAUUUGAGAUCACAAGUCACACACUUUCGAAGCUCUUAACUGCUUUAAAUGAGUGUACCGAAUGGGGUCAAGUUUUUAUAUUGGAUGCUCUUUCCAAAUACAAGGCAGCUGAUGCUCGUGAAGCUGAAAAUAUAGUGGAGCGAGUUACUCCACGACUUCAACAUGCAAAUUGUGCAGUUGUACUAUCAGCUGUUAAGAUGAUCCUUCUACAAAUGGAACUCAUCACUAGCACUGAUGUGGUCAGAAAUCUUUGCAAGAAAAUGGCUCCUCCUCUUGUAACAUUACUUUCUGCAGAACCUGAGAUACAGUAUGUUGCACUUAGAAACAUCAACCUUAUUGUACAAAAGCGGCCUACUAUCCUUGCCCAUGAAAUUAAGGUUUUCUUCUGCAAGUACAAUGAUCCAAUUUAUGUGAAGAUGGAAAAAUUAGAAAUCAUGAUAAAGCUUGCCUCUGAUCGGAACAUAGACCAGGUUCUGUUGGAGUUCAAGGAAUAUGCCACAGAAGUAGAUGUGGAUUUUGUUAGAAAGGCUGUCCGUGCUAUUGGUCGCUGUGCUAUCAAGUUGGAGAGAGCAGCUGAGCGAUGCAUAAGUGUUUUGCUUGAGCUGAUAAAAAUAAAGGUUAAUUAUGUCGUUCAGGAGGCUAUUAUAGUAAUCAAGGAUAUUUUUAGAAGAUACCCUAACACCUAUGAGUCUAUUAUUGCAACACUGUGUGAGAGCUUGGACACUUUAGAUGAGCCCGAAGCAAAGGCAUCAAUGAUCUGGAUAAUUGGUGAAUAUGCGGAAAGAAUUGACAAUGCUGAUGAGCUCCUUGAAAGUUUCUUAGAGAGUUUUCCAGAAGAGCCUGCUCAAGUCCAGUUGCAAUUACUAACUGCAACCGUCAAACUAUUUUUAAAGAAGCCAACUGAAGGCCCGCAACAGAUGAUUCAGGUUGUUCUGAAUAAUGCCACUGUAGAGACAGACAAUCCAGAUCUCCGGGAUCGUGCCUACAUUUACUGGCGCCUUCUUUCAACUGAUCCUGAGGCAGCUAAAGAUGUCGUGUUAGCAGAGAAGCCUGUGAUCAGCGAUGAUUCGAACCAACUUGAUCCUUCACUUCUUGAUGAACUUCUAGCGAACAUUGCUACUCUAUCUUCUGUAUAUCAUAAGCCACCGGAUGCAUUUGUAAGUCGUGUGAAAACUGCAGUCCAAAGACCAGAAGAUGAUGAAUAUCCUGAUGGGGGUGAGACAGGUUAUUCUGAAACUCCUUCUCAUGCGGCUGAUGGUAGUACUUCAGCACCAACUGCUUCAAGUAAUGUUCCCAAUGCUGCAGCAAGGCAGCCAGCACCAGUACCUGCACCUCCUGCUCCAGUGCCAGACCUACUGGGUGACUUGAUUGGCCUGGAUAAUACACUUGUCCCUGCUGAUGAGCCUCCAAAACCUAGUGGCCCUCCUUUACCUGUUUUGCUACCGUCUGCCAACGGUCAGGGCCUACAGAUAAGUGCUCAGCUUACACAACAUGAUGGACAGAUAUUUUACAGCAUGUUGUUUGAGAACAACACACAGAUCACUCUUGAUGGUUUCCUGAUUCAGUUCAACAAGAAUACACUUGGUCUUGCAGCUGCUGCACCCCUGCAGGUCCCACAAUUGCAACCAGGCACAUCGACCAGGACCCUUCUACCUAUGGCGUUGUUCCAGAAUGUCUCUCCUGGUCCUCCAAGUACCCUUCUGCAGGUUGCGGUAAAAAAUAAUCAACAGCCUGUGUGGUACUUCAAUGAUAAAAUUUCGUUGUUGGUCUUCUUCUCCGAGGAUGGUAAAAUGGAGCGUACAACCUUUCUUGAGACAUGGAAGUCCCUACCCGACUCAAAUGAGGUCACUAAGGACAUAUCAGGCGCCGUGGUGAACAGCAUUGAAGCCACCCUUGACCGCCUUGCUGCAUCCAACAUUUUCUUCAUUGCAAAGCGGAGGCAUGCAAACCAGGAGGUACUGUAUCUCUCAGCCAAAAUCCUCAGGGGAACCUCAUUCCUAAUUGAACUUACAGCAGUUGUUGGUAUCCCUGGCGUCAAGUGUGCAAUCAAGACUCCUGGUCCCGAUAUGGCACCACUCUUCUUUGAAGCCAUGGAGACGCUUCUCAGAGGUUGAUUGUGUUGCUUGCGAUUUUGUAUUUAUUUUUCUUUUCUGUAAAAUUUAUGACGUUGGCUACUGAAGAUUUUGAUUCUACUUCUUUAGUUUCUCCUUUCCUUUCUGUGUCUCUUAGCGGUUACAGGUGAUUUAAGAGAGUGAAGAGUGUACUCUGCCCAAGGGUUUAUGGGAUGAUUGUGAAUGUGGUCUCUAAUUUAUUUACAGCUUCUCAAGAGUUUUCUAGAACUUUACACUUU
This is a messenger RNA of Nelumbo nucifera (sacred lotus), 3085 nucleotides long. Its product is annotated as beta-adaptin-like protein C. Gene Ontology annotation, cellular component: membrane coat; clathrin adaptor complex. The record is from RefSeq and is a predicted model, not a curated record. Lineage: Eukaryota; Viridiplantae; Streptophyta; Magnoliopsida; Proteales; Nelumbonaceae. Gene Ontology annotation, molecular function: clathrin binding. Gene Ontology annotation, biological process: intracellular protein transport; vesicle-mediated transport.